This is a messenger RNA of Chiloscyllium plagiosum (whitespotted bambooshark), 2305 nucleotides long. RefSeq names its product G1/S-specific cyclin-D2. Lineage: Eukaryota; Metazoa; Chordata; Chondrichthyes; Orectolobiformes; Hemiscylliidae. The record is from RefSeq and is a predicted model, not a curated record.
AGCUCGGAGGGGGCGUCGACCUAUCCGCCAGUCAUUAAUAGAGGGGCGUGGUCUUAGCCGACCGUCUACCAGCAAGCGGGCGUGGCCAUAACUGCAAUUCUUUCACAGAGCGGAUGGGCUCCCAGCGGCCUGUCCAUCACAGAGGGGGCGGUCUCCAAGUCACAUGUCCAUCACUGAGGGGGCGGAUUCCCAUUCGCCUGUCCAUCAGAAGGGGUGGGCCCCAACUUGACUAUCCAUCAAAAGGGGAGGCGGGUCGUAGGCGCCAGUCUAUAAGAAAGGGGGCGUGGCCCACACGCGACAAUUGGAGGGGGCGGGGCUCUCUGGGAGCACGCGGAGCGCCAACGGCAGGGAGGCGGACUCGGGGUUUAAUCUCCGUUAAACCCGCAGCUUCGCUCGUCCACCCCCCCGAUUCGCGCGUGGUUCCUUCUCAGCGGCCGCGGCUCCCCAUCGUGCCCCGGCGAUGUACCGUGCCCACCUUGGGUGCCACCCUGGCGGCGGCCUUUCAUGAGUGCCCCGAUGUGCAUGGCCGCCGUCCCCUACCGCUGGCCUCCCCGCUUCCCGCUGCCCGUGUCGGAUGUGCGCGCUGACUGCGCCCGCCCAGCCGCCGCUCGACACCAUCAGCGGCUGCCCGCUCCGUGCGUCAGCGCGUCCCGUCCGGAGCCGCAGCCCCAGCCCCAGCCUUGGCCCCGCACCGCCUGAGGGAGGUUAGACCAGGACAGGCCAGCCCAGGACACCAGCUUCCCGUGCCGUGCCGUGCCGCCCCCUCCCCCCGGCCCCUCUCUGUCUCUGUCCUUCCUCUCGCCGUUGGCCGCCAUGGAGCUGCUGUGUUGUGAGCCGGAGACGGUGAGGAGGGCGCUGCCCGACCCCAAGCUGCUGCGAGAUGACCGUGUGCUGCACAAUCUGCUCGCGCUCGAGGAGCGCUAUUUGCCGGCCUGCUCCUACUUCAAGUGCUUGCAGCUGGACAUCCAGCCCUACAUGCGGAGGAUGUUGGCCGCCUGGAUGCUCGAGGUCUGUGAAGAGCAGAGGUGUGAGGAGGAAGUCUUUCCUUUGGCAAUGAAUUACCUGGACAGAUUCUUAUCGAUUGUACCAAUUACCAAAAGCCACCUGCAGCUACUUGGAGCUGUGUGUCUGUUCCUUGCAUCAAAGUUCAAAGAAAAUAUUCCUUUGACAGUGGAAAAACUUUGCCUAUAUACUGACAACUCUAUCAGACUACAUGAACUUUUGGAGUGGGAGUUGAUCGUUUUAGGAAAGUUGAAGUGGAAUCUUGCAGCUGUAACUCCACAUGACUUCAUUGAACACAUUCUGAAGAAGCUGCUGCUUUCUGAAGACAAGCUGCACCUCAUCCGAAAGCAUGCACAGACCUUUAUUGCUCUUUGUGCCACAGAUUUUAAGUUUGCCAUGUAUCCGCCAUCAAUGAUAGCGACUGGAAGUGUUGGGGCAGCAAUAUGUGGACUUCAGCUGGAUGUUGGUGAUAGUUCACUUUCAAGUUAUAACCUGACAGAUCACCUGGCCAAGAUCAUACACACAGAUGUGGAUUGUCUGAAAGCUUGCCAGGAACAGAUCGAAUCAUUGCUGGUCAACAACCUGAGACCGACUGAGCAGGACCAUUCAAAGAGGGUGGAUGAACUGGACCAGGCAAGCACACCCACAGAUGUGAGAAAUGUAAAUCUGUGAGGCUACAGGAGUGGAAAAGGCUAUGUGUGAUCUUCCCUUUAGGAAGAUUUUUUUUUGUUUUUCCUUUUUAAAAAUGCUCCUACAUAGAAACUAUCUAAAGCUUCUUUUAGAAAACAAAACUGAUAUUAAAACUAUGGUGCCUAUGGUGUUCUGCAGAAGGGAAUCCCACCUUUAUUUGUUUGCAUAAUUGCUGUUUUAUUAUUGACAAUGAACAUGCUUAAGAAGCAUAAAAAUAGCUAGCUAAAUGCAGGCCUGUGUAUGUGGGGUUACAUGAUUAGAUAUUUACUGUUCUAUUUUAUGGUGCAUGCACCCUCUUCAAUAUAUGAAAAAUUGUGGCUCAAUUUAGAUUGCAAAGCAAUAGCCUGAGUGAGGUGGGGAGGGUUGCUGGAAAAUAGUCUUCUCUUUUGUGAGUGAACCAUCUUCAGUGUGGAUGGAUUGCAAUACUGCCUUAACAUAUUGAACUUGAGUGAAGUUUGGUUAUGGGCGGGAUUGCUGUUCUGUGGAUUUGUUUGACCUUAAUUAAUGAAUGCAUAUGUGGAAGGUUCCUAUUUAAACCAACUUGAAAGUCUAUGUCAUGGCUGUGCUGUGUACAUUUUCUCAUCAUAUCUGUUUCUUCCUAUUGUCACUACUA